GAUAGCUCUUACUCUCAGCUGUGUUUUUCAACACGCCAGUGUCUUAUUUAUCAUAGCAGCAAAGCCAGGGAGGAUUAUGAGAACACGCUUAAGCAAUUGUGGAACACACCAUCCAAUCCAAACCCAGUCAUUCCAUGUCUUUGUGUUCGGACAGGCUUGGACUUGUAUUUGCGGGUGAAAAAUUUCCACCAGGAUCAGAAGUCAUUAUGUCUGUUGUUAAUAUUCCUGUAAGU
Lymnaea stagnalis (great pond snail) is the source of this 233-nucleotide messenger RNA. The record is from the annotation of a GenBank genome assembly. NCBI's taxonomy places the organism in Eukaryota, Metazoa, Mollusca, Gastropoda, Lymnaeidae.